CGGGGUUGUGUGGGAUAUACAUACUUUCGUUGCACUUGCUUGGUGAAUUCGGGCCGGCUGCGUCGGGAUCCGCGUGACAAUCACUCUGUCACCCAUUUGUUUUUCAAAUCCCGACUUUGCUCCCGACAGUCAUGAACGUGCACCCAUCUACCCCAGCCCUUACUUCUCUACUUUCCAAGUACCCAAAGACUUCUGGCAGCCUGUUCUUGGUCUAUAAUGAUGUAGUCCAUGACGUUGAAUCGGUGGAUCUCGGAGAGCAGUGCCCUAGAGGCGCAAUCAAGGGUCGCAGACCAAAUACUGAAUCAAAUGAGCCCGUCUACAUCGUUCCCUGUUCUUUGGCCGAAACCGUGUCCUAUGCAUGGCUGCAAUCCGCUUUCAAAUCACUUUCAGAUCCAUCUGAAAUCUAUCUGGGAAUAACUGCAGAUGACUCUUCAAUAGUGUACUACAAGAUUAGUUCCGGUAUCGUCAAGCCACCAGUCUAGUACAUCCGGAGUAGAGAGGGAAUACCUCCUUUGGACCUUCAGAUACGACACCCUAGGACACAGUCUCGGAAAACGACAGGAGAUUGAACGUGUAGAAUCCGCGGAAAUAUAAGCCGUAUUAUCAUGUAGCACUUGGUCAGCAACAAUGU
Molecule: messenger RNA, 631 nt
Organism: Desarmillaria tabescens
Lineage: Eukaryota; Fungi; Basidiomycota; Agaricomycetes; Agaricales; Physalacriaceae
Product: tRNA intron endonuclease
Exons: 5
Coding region: 132-482 (116 amino acids)
Biological process (GO): tRNA splicing, via endonucleolytic cleavage and ligation
Molecular function (GO): nucleic acid binding
Source: RefSeq, a predicted model, not a curated record